AUGGAUCCUCUAGCUUGGACUCUGAUGCUGCUGGUGGGGGCUGCUUGGGGCCAGGACCAAGCACCUGCCCCUAACUCUUCAGACUGGAAACCGAUGGUGCGCACUUCGAGGGAGAGCUCCAUUCUCACGAAGUGUGACUUUGAAGAUAACACCAGACCUUUGUGUGACUGGUCUCAAAUGUCCACGGAUGAUGGGGACUGGAUUCGAACGACUGGACCCUCCCCCACUGGCACUUCUGGCCCCCCCGGGGGCUACCCCAAUGGAGAAGGCUAUUACCUGCACAUGGAUGCUAGCACCUUCCCUCGGGGUGGAGUGGCACGCCUGCGCAGCCCGGACAUAUGGGAGCAAGGCCCGCUCUGCAUCCAUUUCGCCUUCCACAUGUUUGGGCUGUCAUGGGGUGCGCAGCUCAGACUGAUGCUGCUCAGGGGUCGGAGGUACCACCGGCCCAACGUGCUCUGGAAAUACGUGAAUACCCAGAGUCCCUCCUGGAUGCCCACCACGGUCACCGUGCCAGCAGAUCGUGAUAUACCGAGCUGGCUGAUGUUUGAGGGCAUGAGGGGCAACACCGCCUACCUGGACAUCUCUCUGGAUGGCCUCUCUAUCCGAAAGGGCACCUGCAAUCGGAUAUGCAUGUCCCAGAUGUGCAACUUUGAUGCUCUAAACAAUCUCUGUGGCUGGAGCUGGGUCCCAACUGCCACCGGGGCCAAGUGGACUCAGAAGAAGGGAUCAUCGGGGAUACUGGGUGUGGGACCUGAUGACGACUUCUCUAGCCCUGGCAGUGGCUACUACAUGCUCCUGGACCCUACGAAUGCAAGACCAGGACAGAAAGCUGUACUUCUGAGUCCCCUGAGCCAUUCCAGUGGCUGCCUGACCCUGUCUUUCCAAUACGUAAUGCGCGGCCUGUCGGCUGGCGAAGGCCUUUUUGCCUAUGCUUCAUUCUUAGGCAACAUCCGGAAACACACUCUCUUCUCAGGACACCGUGCACUCAACUGGCAGUCUGUGUCUGUCAAUUAUACAGGACAGGGAAUGAUACAGUUCAUAGUGGUGGGUGUGUUUGGAGAGAAGCCAGAGCCAGCAAUAGCCGUGGAUUCCAUCAGCAUUUCUCCCUGUGGGGAGGGCUUUCCCCAGUGCAACUUUGAAGAUAGAGUUCAUCCUUUCUGUGACUGGAACCACGUGGUAGGAGACGCUGGGCACUGGAGCUGGGGGAGUAAAAGUUUUCCCACCCCCAUCUCAGGACCCCCAAGAGAGUUCCCAUAUGGAGGGGAACAUUAUAUUUACUUCGAUUCAGCCAUGGUACCCGAGGUGGGACAGUCUGCCCGAUUGGUGAGUCCACCCUUCUGUGCCCCUGGGGAUGUCUGUGUGGAGUUUGCUUACCACAUGUACGGCCUCGGAGAAGGUACCACGCUCAAGCUCCUGUUGGGGAGUCCUGCGGGCAGUUCUCCCAUUUCUCUAUGGAAACGUGUUGGGUCUCAGAGCACUGGCUGGGUGAACAGCUCUGUCACCAUCCUUAAGGGACAUCAGCAGCCCAUGGAGUUGCUUCUUGAGGCCACCCGGGGGACCAGCACUGCCUUUGUCAUCGCUGUGAAUUACAUCUUGAUCAGUCAUGGACCGUGUCGGGCUAAGAUAAAACUCGAGGGCCCAGCUUCUUCCCUGUUCCCUGAAACAACCACUGUCUCCACUGAAGAGACCAUGGCCUCCACAGAAAGAAUCAGUGUCCCUCCUGAGGAGACAACUGCUCCCACAACAGUGGUCACUGCUGCCACAGAAGUGGCCACUUUCACUUUAGAAGCGACCACUGUCACUGCAGAAGAGAGCACUGUCUCUCCUGAAGAGGACAGUGUCACUCCUGAGGAGAUCAUCCCUACAGAAGUAACCACUGUCCCUCCUGAACAGACCAGCGUCCCUCCUGAGGAGACCACCACCUCUCCAGAAGUGACCACUGUCUCCACAGCAGUGGUCACUGCUGCCACAGAAGUGACCACUGUCACUGCAGAAGUGACCACUGUCUCUCAUGAAGAGACCAGCGUCCCUCCUGAGGAGACCACCACCUCUCCAGAAGUGACCACUGUCUCCACAGCAGUGGUCACUGCUGCCACAGAAGUGACCACUGUCACUUCAGAAGUGACCACUGUCUCUCAUGAAGAGACCAGCGUCCCUCCUGAGGAGACCACCACCUCUCCAGAAGUGACCACUGUCUCCACAGCAGUGGUCACUGCUGCCACAGAAGUGACCACUGUCACUUCAGAAGUGACCACUGUCUCUCAUGAAGAGACCAGCGUCCCUCCUGAGGAGACCACCACCUCUCCAGAAGUGACCACUGUCUCCACAGCAGUGGUCACUGCUGCCACAGAAGUGACCACUGUCACUUCAGAAGUGACCACUGUCUCUCAUGAAGAGACCAGUGUCCCUCCUGAGGAGACCACCACCUCUCCAGAAGUGACCACUGUCCCCACAGCAGUGGCCACUGCUGCCACAGAAGUGACCACUGUCGCUACAGAAGUGACCACUGUCUCUCAUGAAGAGACCAGCGUCCCUCCUGAGGAGACCACCACCUCUCCAGAAGUGACCACUGUCCCCACAGCAGUGGUCACUGCUGCCACAGAAGUGACCACUGUCGCUACAGAAGUGACCACUGUCUCUCAUGAAGAGACCAGCGUCCCUCCUGAGGAGACCACCACCUCUCCAGAAGUGACCACCGUCCCUCCUGAAGAGACCAUUGUCCCUCCUGAGGAGACUGCCACCUCUCCAGAAGUGAUCACCGUCCCUCCUGAAGGGACCACUGUCUUUCCUGAAGAGACCAGCGUCCCUCCUGAGGAGAUUGCCACCCCUCCUGAAGGGACUAUUGUCCCCAAUGAAGAGACGACUGUCUUUGCAGAGCAAUCUACUCCCAUUCAAAUGCCCACAACAGGUACACCCUGUCCAAGCCCAUCACAGGUUCCAGGUGUCUCGAUGAUUGGCAUGGCCCUGGCUACAGGUAUAACUACGACAGAGAGCUGCCCUCCAAAUGCCCACUUGGAAUUGUGUGCGUGCCUUGCAACCUGUGAGAACCCCAAGCCCCACUGCCACGCCCCCUGCAGAACUGGCUGUGUCUGCAAUCCUGGAUUUUUGUUUAGGAACUAUCAAUGUAUUAAUGCUUCUUCCUGCAAUUGCUUCUAUAGCAACAAAUAUUAUAAGCCUGGGGAAGAAUGGAUUAGUCCCAACUGCACAGAACGGUGCCGUUGCUUGCCCGGUAGCCGGAUGGAGUGUCAGAUCUCCCAAUGUGCGACAUACACGGUGUGCCUGCUGAAGAGUGGCGAAUAUGAAUGCCAGCCCUAUGGUACUGCCACCUGCCUGGUCUAUGGGGACCUUCAUUUUGUCACCUUUGAUGAGAGGCACAUCAGCUUCACAGGAACGUGUACCUAUAUCUUGGCCCAGACCUGUGACAGCUCCACAGAUUCAUUCUUUAAAAUAACAGCAAGCACCCAAGAACGGGGAGUAGAAGGCGUAUCCUCCCUGGACAAAGUCUUCAUCACCCUGCCGGAGACUACCAUUACCAUGACCAGUGGUAGACAAACACUGAUUGGAGACCAGAGAGUCACCCUCCCGGUGAUACCUUCUAAUAACAUCUAUGUGGGUCUGAGUGGGCGAUUUGUGGAGUUGAGGACGACAUUUGGUUUGCGUGUAAAAUGGGAUGGUGACCAGCAGCUUUUUAUGACUGUGCCCAGUACCUACUCGAGAAAACUCUGUGGUUUCUGUGGGAACUAUGACGGGGACAGCAGCAAUGAUAACCAGAAGCCAGACGGCACGAGGACACAAGAUGGGGACGAGCUGGGGAAGAGCUGGCAGUUGAAAGAGGAAGAGAACAAGGAUCUUUUUGACUGCUUGGGUUGGGUCUCUUCCAGGUGUCAGAACAAGAAGAGCCCCCCAUCUUGUGAUGCAGCCUUGGGAAGAACUAUGUCGGAGCCCAAGUUAUGUGGCCAGCUUGUUGAUCCAAGAGGAACCUUUGAGGCAUGCCUGUUCCACAUGAAGGCCUCAUUCUUCUUGGAUAAUUGUGUGUCGGACAUGUGUAGCUUCCAGGGGCUCCAGCAGACGCUUUGUACUCACAUGUCAGCCAUGACUGCUGUCUGCCAAGAUGCUGGCUAUGCCGUGAGGCCCUGGAGGAGACCCCAGUUCUGCCCCUUGGUCUGCCCUCAAAACAGCAGGUACUCCCUAUGUGCCAAACCAUGCCCGGACACCUGCCAUCCUGGAUCUGCUCUCCAGCCCUGCCCAAAAAAGUGUGUGGAAGCAUGUGAGUGUGAGCCUGGCUUUGUGCUCAGUGGUUUUGAGUGUGUCCCUCAGAUCCAGUGUGGAUGCACCAGCCUCGAGGGACGCUACUUCAAGGUACAGGAGCAAUGGUUUAAUCCAGACUGCAAAGAAAUCUGUACUUGUGAUGGCAACAACAGCGUUCGCUGCCGGCCCUGGAAGUGUAGGGCUCAGGAAGUCUGUAGCCAUAAGAAUGGUGUGUUAGGCUGUCACGCCCAAGGUGCAGCCACCUGCACUGCCUCAGGUGACCCCCACUACCUGACAUUUGAUGGAGCUUUGCAUCAUUUUAUGGGCACCUGCACUUACGUACUGACUCAGCCUUGCUGGUCCAAUGCUCAUGACAACAACUUUGUAGUGAGUGUCACCAACGAGGUUCGUGAGGGCAACUUGGAAGUCUCCAGUGUCAAAGCUGUCCACGUGCAGGUCCUCGACCUCAAAGUCUCCCUGUUCAAAGGUCGAACAGCCGUGCUGAACAACCAACGGGUGGCACUCCCUGUGUGGCCUCUGAAAGGACGGGUGACCAUUAGGUUGAGCGGCAUCUUUGUCCUGCUCUACACGGACUUUGGGCUUCAGGUUCGAUUUGACGGAAAGCACCUGGUGGAGGUGACAGUGCCUUCCUUAUACGCUGGCUUCCUCUGUGGGCUGUGUGGGAACUACAACAAUAACAGUUUGGAUGACAAUCUGCGUCCAGAUGGGAAGCCUGCAGGCAACUCACUUCUUCUGGGAGCUGCUUGGAAAAUACUUGAAGCUUCUGAGCCUGGCUGCUUUGUAGUUGGGGGCAAGUCCUCCAGCUGCCAAGAGAACAGCAUGGACGACGCCUGGACUAAAAAAUGCGCCAUCUUGAUGAACCCUAUUGGACCUUUCUCCAAUUGUCACGAAGCAGUGCCCCCGCAGGCCAGCUUCUCCAGUUGUGUGUACGGCCAGUGUGGGACCAAAGGAGACAUCCUGGCCCUGUGCCGCUCCCUGCAGGCCUAUGCAUCGCUGUGUGCCCAAGCUGGCCAAGUGAUUACCUGGCGCAACAGCACCUUCUGCCCUCUGAGGUGCCCACCCAGGAGCAGCUAUAACCCCUGUGCCAACCCCUGCCCAGCCACCUGCCUCACCCUAAGCAGCCCAAGAGACUGUCCAACCCUGCCCUGUGUCGAGGGCUGUGAAUGCCAGACAGGCCACAUCCUGAGUGGAACUACCUGUGUGCCCCUCAGACAGUGUGGCUGCAGUGACCAGGACGGCUCCUACCACCUGUUGGGGGAGAGCUGGUACACAGAGAAGACCUGCACCACCCUCUGCACGUGCUCAGUCCACAGCAAUGUCACCUGCAACCAAACGGCCUGUGAGGCCAACCAUGUGUGCUUGCGCCAGAAUGGGCUGCUGCGCUGUGCUGCAGAGAUGGGAGAGUGUCAUAUCUCAGAGGAUUCCCAGAUCGUGAGCUUCGAUGGCCAUAGCCAUCCUAUCCAAGACAUGUGUACUUACAUCAUGGUCAAAGUCUGCCACCCCAGCAUGAACCUGCCUUUCUUCACCAUCAGUGCCAAGGCUGACCAGCAUACCCGCACCAAACCCAAGACCUUCAGUGUCUAUCAGCUAUACAUUGACAUCUUCAGCUUCCGAGUCACUCUGCAAGAGCGCCAUUCAGUCCUGGUGAGCUAGAUCAAUGACACGCUGGUCACCCUUCCUGCCACGACCCAGAUCCCAGGAGUCAGCAUCACAACUGAAGACGUCUAUACCAUUGUCACAAUUAAGGAUGAAGUUCAAGUCAAAUUUGAGAGCAACAAUUUCUUAGAUAUCAAAAUCCCUGCAUCCUCUAAUGGAAAGGUCUGCGGUGUGUGUGGGAAUUUCAAUGGUGAAGAAGAGGAUGAACUCAUGACAUCCAGUGAUGAACUAGCCCAGGAUGAGCAGGAGUUCAUGGAGAGCUGGAAAGAUAAGCACAUGGACCCAAAUUGCCAGAAAAUCGAAGAGCAGAAUAUCCAAGUGGAGCAACAGGAGAUCAUGAACAGAAACUGCAGGCCCACUGACUUCCAGAAAGCCCAAGCAAACUGUCAGACUGCUCUCCAGGGUCCUACCUGGGCCCAGUGUGCUUCCCGGGUAUCCCUUAAGCCCUUCCUGCUGGGAUGUAUGAACAACUUCUGUGAAUUCAGAGAACUCUUCCGUGCCCUCUGUGAGGCUCUUCAGUCCUUCCAGGAUGCCUGCCAGAAACAGGGGCUCAAGCCACCUAUAUGGAGGAACAGCAGCUUCUGCCCUCUGGAAUGCCCUCCUCACAGCCACUACACAAACUGCCUUCCUUCCUGUCCACCUUCCUGCUUGGACCCCAACAGCCGCUGCGAGGACUCUGGCCACAAAGUCCCCUUCACCUGCAAGGAGGGCUGCAUCUGCCAACCGGGCUACGUGCUGAAUAAUGACAAGUGUGUGCUCAAGACUCAUUGUGGCUGCAAAGACGCCCAGGGUGUCUUCGUCCCAGAAGGCAAGAACUGGAUCUCCAGUAGCUGUACCCAGAACUGUGUCUGCAUUGGAGGGGCCAUUGAGUGCCAGAAUUUUCAGUGUCCCUCAGGGGCUCAAUGCCAGGACAAUGAAGAUGGCAGCAGCAAAUGCGUCAAAAUCACUCUGCAAUGCCCGGCCCACAGCCUCUACACCAACUGCCUUCCCCCGUGUCCUCCUUCCUGCUCCAACCUGGACGGCCACUGCAGGGGCACAAACCCCAAAGUGCCUUUCACUUGCAAAGAAGGCUGCCUCUGCCACCCUGGCUUUGUGCUUGAUAAGAACAAGUGUGUACCCAGAACUCACUGUGGCUGCAAAGAUACCCAGGGUGCCUUCAUCCCAACAGGGAAGACUUGGAUGUCCAUAGGCUGCACCCAGAGCUGUGCCUGCAUGAGAGGGGCCAUCAGGUGCAGGAAUUUCCAAUGUCCCUCGGGGACUCACUGCAAGGACAACAAUGAUGGCAGCAGUAACUGUGUCAAAAUCACUCUGCAGUGCCCAGCCCACAGCCAGUACACUGACUGCCUUCCUUCCUGCCUGCCUUCCUGCCUGGACCCGGAAGGACACUGUGAGAGUGCCAGGACCAGGGCCCCCUCCGCCUGCAAGGAGGGCUGUGUCUGCCAACCUGGCUUUGUGCUGCAUGAUGACAAGUGUAUGCUCAAAAUUGAGUGUAGCUGCCAAGACACUCAGGGUGCCUUCAUCCCAGUAGGCAAGAGCUGGAUCUCCAGAGGCUGUUCCCGGAGUUGUAACUGCAUGGGAGGGGUCAUUCGAUGCCAGAAAUUCAAGUGUCCCUCAGGGACUUUCUGCCUGGACAACGAAGAUUAUACCAGUAACUGUGUCAAAACCACUAUGCAGUGCCCUGCCCACAGCCACUACACCAACUGCGUGCCAUCUUGUCUGGCUUCCUGUUCAGACCCAGAAGGCCACUGUGAGGGGAUCAGCACCAAAGCCCCCUCCACCUGCAAGGAGGGCUGUGUCUGUGAACCUGGCUUUGUGCUGCAUGACGGCAAGUGUGUGCUCAGAAGUGAGUGUGGCUGCAAGGGCGCCCAGGGUGCUCUCAUCCCGGUGAGUGGGCUUGGAGACUGGGAUGGUGCGGGCCUUCUGCCCUCACUUCAUUUUCUCCCCUGGCUUCUGCAGGCAGACAAGACCUGGAUCAACAGAGGCUGCACCCAGACCUGCGCCUGCGUGGGAGGGGCCAUCCACUGCAGGAAUUUCCAGUGUCCCUCGGGGACUUACUGCAAGGACAUCAAGGAUGUCAGCAGUGAAUGCAUCAAAAUCACUCUGCAGUGCCCGGCCCACAGCCUAUUCACCCACUGCCUUCCCUCCUGUCUGCCUUCUUGCUCCAACCUGGAUGGCCACUGUGAGGGAGUCAGCACCAGAGUUCCUUCGACCUGCAAGGAGGGCUGCCUCUGUCAUCCAGGCUUUGUGUUUAAUGAGGACAAGUGUGUGCCCAGACUUCAGUGUGACUGCAAAGACGCCCAGGGUGCCUUCAUCCCGGCAGGCAAGACCUGGAUCUCCAGGGGCUGCACCCAGAGCUGUGCCUGCAUGGAAGGGACCAUCCAGUGCCAGAAUUUUCAGUGUCCCCAAGGGAGCUAUUGCUUUGACAGCAAUUAUGGCAACAGUAGCUGCACCAAAAUCACUCUACAAUGCCCAGCCCACACUGUCUACACUAACUGCCUUCCCUCCUGCCUGGCUUCCUGCUCGGACCCAGAUGGCCUCUGCAGGGGCAUCAGCCAUAAAGCCCCCUCCACCUGCAAGGAGGGCUGUGUCUGUGAACCUGGCUACGUGCUCCAUGACGACAAGUGUGUGCUCAGAAUUCACUGUGACUGCAGAGACGCCCAGGGUGCUCUCAUCCCGUUAGGUAAGACCUGGAUCAACAGAGGCUGCACCCAGACCUGCAGCUGUGCAGGAGGGGCCAUCCUGUGCAGGAACUUCCAGUGUCCCCCGGGGACUUACUGCAAGGACAUCGAGGAUGGCAACAGUAAAUGCAUCAAAAUCACUCUGCAGUGCCCAGAAUACAGCCUGUUCAUCAACUGCCUUCCCGCCUGCCAACCUUCCUGCAUGGACCCUGAUGGCCGCUGUGUGGGAUCCAGCACAAAAGGUCCCUCCACCUGCAAGGAGGGCUGUGUCUGUGAAUCCGGCUAUGUGCUUAAUGAUGGCAAGUGUGUGCUCAGAAAUCACUGUGGCUGCAAGGACGCCCAGGGUGCUCUCAUCCCGGCAGACAAGACCUGGAUCGACAGAGGCUGCACCCAGAGCUGUACCUGCGUGGGAGGGGUCAUCCUGUGCAGGAAUUUCCAGUGUCCCUCGGGAACUUACUGCAAAGACAUGGCGGAUGGCAACAGCAACCGUACCAAAAUCACUAUGCAGUGCCCCGCCCACAGCCUCUACACCAACUGCGUGCCAUCUUGUCUGGCUUCCUGCUCAGACCCAGAAGGCCACUGUGAGGGGAUCAGCACCAAAGCCCCCUCCACCUGCAAGGAGGGCUGUGUCUGUGAACCUGGCUUUGUGCUACAUGACGGCAAGUGUGUGCUCAGAAUUGAGUGUGGCUGCAAGGACGCCCAGGGUGCUCUCAUCCCGGCAGGCAAGACUUGGAUCUCCAGAGACUGCACCCAGAGCUGUGCCUGCACAGGAGGGACCGUCCAGUGCCAGAAUUUCCAGUGUCCCCCGGGGACUCACUGCAAGGACAACAAUGAUGGCAGCAGUAACUGUGCUAAAAUCACUUUGCAGUGUCCAGACAACAGCCACUAUACUGACUGCCUUCCCUCCUGCCCACCUUCUUGCUUGGACCUGGAGGGCCACUGCGAAGGCACCAGUCCCAAAGUCCCCUCAACUUGCAAGGAAGGCUGCCUCUGCAACUCUGGCUUUGUGCUCAAUAAGGACAAAUGUAUACCCAGAAUUCAGUGUGACUGCAAAGAUGCCCAGGGCACUCUUAUCCCGGCAGGCAAGACCUGGACUCCUAGAGGCUGCACCGAGAGCUGUACCUGCACAGGAGGGACUGUCCAAUGCCAGAAUUUCCAGUGUCCUUCAGAGACUUACUGCAAGGACAACGAUGAUGGCAACAGCAACUGUGUGAAAAUCACUCUGCAGUGCCCGGCCCACAGCCACUUCACGGACUGCCUUCCCUCCUGUCAACCUUCCUGCCUUGACCCUGAUGGCCGCUGUGAGGGAACUAGCCCUAAAGUCCCUUCCUGCAAGGAGGGCUGCCUCUGUCAACCUGGCUAUGUGUUGGGUAAUGACAAGUGUGUGCUCAGAAUUGAGUGUGACUGCAAGGACGCCCAGGGUGCUCUCAUUCCGGCAGGCAAGACCUGGAUCUCUGCAGGCUGUACCCAAAGCUGCACCUGUGUGGAAGGCGCCAUCCAGUGCAGGAAUUUCCAGUGUCCCCAAGGGACUCACUGCAAGGGCAGCAAUGAUGGCAGCAGUAACUGUGCUGAAAUACCUCUACAAUGCCCCGCCCACAGUCAUUUCACCAGCUGCCUUCCCUCCUGUCCACCUUCCUGUUCAAUUAUGGAUGGCCACUGUGAGGAAUCCAGCUCCAAAGUCCCCGCAACCUGUAAGGAAGGCUGUGUGUGCGAGCCUGGCUACUUACUGAAUAAUGACAAGUGUGUGCUCCGAAUUCAGUGUGGCUGCAGAAAUGCCCAGGGUGACCUCAUUCCUGCAGGCAAGACCUGGCUCAACAAAGACUGUACAGAGAGCUGCAACUGCAUGGGAGGGACUGUCCAGUGCAGGACUUUCCAGUGCCCCCUGGGGACUGACUGCAAGGACAGCAAUAAUGGCAGCUAUAACUGUGUCAAAAUCAGUAAGAGGGUCAUGGGGGAAGGUGGGGAGGGUGUGCUCAUGACUGGAGGGAUGAGAGCUCUGAAAUGUCCUGCCCACAGCCACUACACAAACUGCCUUCCCCCAUGUCCACCUUCCUGUACUGAUCUGGAUGGCCACUGUGAGGGCACCAGCCCCAAAGUCCUCUCCACCUGCAAAGAGGGCUGCGUCUGCCAGCCAGGCUAUGUACUGAAUAACAACAAGUGUGUGCUCCAGAUGCACUGUGACUGCAGAGACGCCCGGGGUGACCUCAUUCCGGCAGGCAAGACCUGGGUCUCUAGUGGCUGCACCCAGAGCUGUACCUGCAUGGGAGGGGUUGUCCAAUGUCGCAGCUUCAACUGCCCCCCAGGGACUCAGUGCCAGAAUGGCCCAGAUGGCAACAUUAACUGCACCAAAAUCAUCAAUGUGAAGUGCCCCGCCCACAGCCGCUACACCAACUGCCUUCCCUCCUGUCCACCUUCCUGCUCAGACCCAGAGGGCCUCUGUGGGGACACCAUCCCAAAAGCCCCCUCCACCUGUAAAGAGGGCUGCGUCUGUAGAUCUGGCUUUGUGCUGCAUAACGACAAAUGUAUACUCAGAAUUCAGUGCAGCUGUAGAGAUGCCCAGGGUGUUCUCAUCCCGGCAGACAAGACCUGGCUCUCCAAAGACUGUACCCAGAACUGUACCUGCAUGGCAGGAGACAUACGUUGCUGGAAUUUCCAGUGUCCCACUGGGACUCACUGCAAGGACAAUGAUGAUGGCAGUCAUAAUUCUCUGCAGUGCCCAGACCGCAGCUACCACACCAGCUGCCUUCCUUCCUGCAUCCCAUCCUGCUCCAACCUGAACGAACACUGUGAGGUCACCAGCCUCAAAGACCCCUCCACCUGCAAGGAAGGCUGCCUCUGUCAGUCCGGCUUUGUGUUCAACAGGGACAAGUGUGUACCCAGAAUUGAGUGUGACUGCAAAGACUCCCAAGGUGCUCUCAUCCCGGCAGGAAAGACCUGGAUUGCUGCAGGCUGUUCCCAGAGAUGUACCUGCAUGGGAGGACUUAUUCAGUGCCGGGGCUUCCAGUGCCCCUCAGGAACUCAGUGCCAGGACAUCGAGAAUAACAGCAGCAGUUGUGCUGAAAUCACUGGACAGUGCCCAGCUCACAGUCGCUAUACCAGCUGCCUUCCCUCCUGUCUGCCUUCUUGCUUGGACCCCGAUGGCCUCUGCAAGGACACCAGCCCCAGAGCCUCCCCCACUUGCAAGGAGGGCUGUAUCUGUCAAUCUGGCUACAUACUGAGCAGUGACAAGUGUAUUCCCAGAGCUCAGUGCAGCUGCAAAGAUGCCCAGGGUAACCUCAUCUUGGCAGGCAAGACCUGGAUCUCCAGUGGCUGCACCCAGAGCUGUGCCUGCAUCAAUGGGGCCAUCCAGUGCCAAAAGUUCAGCUGCCCCUCGGAGACCCACUGCCAGCAUAGUGAUGAUGGCAGCAGUAACUGUGCCUCCAACACCUUUCAAUGCCCAGCCCACAGCCACUUCACCAACUGCCUUCCUUCCUGUUUACCCUCCUGCUUGAAUCCCGAUGGGCACUGCGAGGGCACCAGCACCAAAGUCCCUGCCGUCUGCAAUACAGGCUGCCUCUGUCAACCUGGCUACGUGCUGAAUAAUGACGAGUGUGUGCCCAGAAUCCAGUGUGGCUGCAAAGAUGUCCAGGGCACUCUCAUUCCAGAAAACAAGACGUGGAUCACUGGUGGAUGUACCCAGAGCUGUACCUGCAGAGGAGGGACUGUCCAGUGUCAUAACUUCAAAUGUCCAACAGGGUCCCAUUGCGAGUACAAUAAAGAUGGCAGCAGAAGCUGUGUCACCAGCGCUCUGAAAUGUCCGGCCCGCAGCUUCUACACCAGCUGCCUCCCAUCCUGUCUACCUACCUGCUUGGAUCCAGAGGGCCUCUGCCAGGGCUCCAGCCCCAGGGUCCCCUCCACCUGCAAGGAGGGCUGUGUCUGUCGAUCCGGCUACGUGCUGCAUGACGACAAGUGUGUGCUCAGAAUUCACUGUGGCUGCAAGGACGCCCGGGGCAACCUCAUCCAGACCGGCCAGACAUGGAUCUCUACUGACUGUACCCGGAUUUGUGCGUGCAAGGAAGGACUCUUUCAAUGCCAGAACUUCCAGUGCCCCUCAGGGACCCACUGCCAACAAUAUCAAGACGGCAGCAGUAACUGUGUCUCCGAUACUCUGAAGUGCCCAGCCAACAGCCUCUACACCGGUUGCCUUCCCUCCUGUCUGCCUUCCUGCUCCAACCCAAAUGGCCACUGUGAGGGCGUCAGCCCCAAAGACCCCUCCACCUGCAAGGAGGGCUGUGUCUGUCGACCUGGCUACCUGCUCAGUGAGGACAAGUGUGUACCCAGAAACCAAUGUGGCUGCAAAGAUGCCAAGGGUGACCUCAUCCCAAUAGGCAAGACCUGGCUCUCCAGUGGCUGCACCCAGAGCUGUACCUGCAUGGACGGAGUUGUUCAGUGCCGGAAUUUCAUCUGCCCCACAGGGUCCCACUGCCAGCACAGUGAUGAUGGCAGCAGUAACUGUGCGGCCAACAAACUGGAAAAAUGUACCAUCUUUGGGGACCCCUAUUACCACACUUUCGAUGGCUUCUCCUACCGCUUCCUGGGUCGGAUGAACUACUAUCUCAUAAAGACAGUGGACAAACUCCCAGAGGGGAUGGAGCACCUGGUCAUAGAGGGGCGCAACAAAAUAUCCCCCAAAGGGAGUCCAACCUUGUAUGAAGUGACCACCAACGUCUAUGGCUAUAAAAUACAGCUCCAAGAAGGGCUGGUGGCUUUGGUCAACAACCAAAAGGUGGCAAUCCCCUACGGUCCAAAUGACCACCUGUGGGUCCUCCUGCGGGCGCAGCGGCUGUUUCUCAUCACUGACUUUGAAAUGGUGGUGGACUUCGAUGGGAAGCACAAUGCAGUGAUCUCCUUGCCUACCAUGUACCGUGGGAUGAUACGGGGCCUGUGUGGAAACUAUGAUAAGGACCGAGACAAUGACUUGAUGUUGCCCAGUGGAACACUCACCUCAAACAUCAAUGCCUUUGGCAACAGUUGGGAGGUGAAGAUGGUGAAAGCCCUCUUACGAUUGCCAAGGGCCCUACCAGCAGAAGAUGGGGGAGAGGAAGAGUCUGACCCUCUGCCGUCAGAGUGCAGCCCAGAGCAGACAGCGCUCCUCAGCAGCACCCAGGCCUGUAGGGUGGUGGUGGACCCCCAGGGUCCCUUUGCUGCCUGUCACCAGAUUGUAGCCCCAGAGCCCUUCGAGCAACACUGUAUGUCCGACGUGUGCACUGGUUGGAAAACCAAAGAAGAAGAGGAGUUUCGAUGCCGGGUCCUCAGUGGAUACGCAAUCAUUUGCCAGGAGGCAGGUGCCAACACGACUGGCUGGCGGGACCAGACGCACUGUGCCAUGACAUGCCCUGCCAAUACUGUGUACCAGCCCUGUAUGACGCCCUGCCCAGCGUCCUGUGCCAAAUUUGUGACCCCCAAGGCCUGUGAAGGCCCCUGCGUGGAAGGCUGUGCCACCAUCCCCGGCUACAUCUACAGUGAUACCCAGAGCCUCCCAGUGACACAGUGCGGCUGCACCACCAAUGGCCUCUAUUACAAGCUAGGUGACAGCUAUGUGACUGAUGACUGCUCCCAGCAUUGCACCUGCGCAAGCCAGGGGACCCUGCUGUGUGAGCCCUAUGGCUGCAGGGCUGGAGAGGCCUGCACCGUGGCCAACUUUACUCGAGGCUGCUUCCGGGAUAGCCCUUGUCUACAGAACCCCUGUCACAAUGAUGGCCAGUGUCAGGAGCAAGGGGACACCUUCAUCUGCCAUUGUGACCUGGGUUAUGGAGGAGAAUUCUGCACAGAACCUCGGGAUAUCCCAUCCAGAAAAAAGCUAGAAUCAUCCAGCUUACUGGCCAUCCUGCCAGGAGUGCUUGUGAUGCUCUUAGUCCCCGUCUUACUGCUUAGAGUGUAUAUUUACGUGAGAACUGCCAUAGCGAGGAGGAGGAGGGAGAAACUGUUGAGACGGAAUAGACAUAGGCUGGAGGAUACAGAUGUUCCAGAGCCUGCCUUCAGAGCCACCAAGUUCUGA
Microtus oregoni (creeping vole) is the source of this 14640-nucleotide messenger RNA. It is a transcript of the gene Zan, whose product is annotated as zonadhesin. Gene Ontology annotation, molecular function: protein binding. Gene Ontology annotation, cellular component: membrane. The record is from RefSeq and is a predicted model, not a curated record. NCBI's taxonomy places the organism in Eukaryota, Metazoa, Chordata, Mammalia, Rodentia, Cricetidae.